Molecule: messenger RNA, 2583 nt
Organism: Phodopus roborovskii (desert hamster)
Lineage: Eukaryota; Metazoa; Chordata; Mammalia; Rodentia; Cricetidae
Gene: Kng1
Product: kininogen 1
Exons: 10
Coding region: 192-2081 (629 amino acids)
Biological process (GO): negative regulation of endopeptidase activity; negative regulation of blood coagulation; positive regulation of cytosolic calcium ion concentration
Cellular component (GO): extracellular region; blood microparticle
Molecular function (GO): cysteine-type endopeptidase inhibitor activity
Source: RefSeq, a predicted model, not a curated record
GUGCAUAGUCAUAUUUGCUCUUUGGGAAGAGGACAAACAGCUUGUGACAGCAGGAAUCCAAAUAGGCCUCCAGUGGUGAGGCAGGGAGAGACAGGACAGGACAGACCAGACAAACUGCUAAAAGCACCUUCUAAGCUGACUUCCAGUUCUUGGCAAAACCAUCCCUGCCAUUCGAGAGGGAAACUUAAAUCAUGAAGCUAAUUACUCUCCUGUUCCUCUGCUCCAGGCUGGUAACGGGUUUAACACAGGAAGGAGCCUCCCAGGAAAUUGACUGCAAUGAUGAGGAUGUAUUUCAGGCUGUGGAUGUGGCUCUGAAGAAGUAUAAUGCCAGGAACCAAAGUGGAAACCAGUUCAUGUUAUACCGAGUGACUGAGGGCACUAAAAUGGUUGGCGCUGAGACAUUUUAUUCCUUCAAGUAUCAAAUCAAGGAGGGCAAUUGUUCUGUCCAAAGUGGCCUCACCUGGCAGGACUGCGGCUUCAAGGAUGCUGAAGAAGCUGCCACUGGAGAAUGUACAGCAACUGUGGGGAAGAGGGGACCUAAGAAAUUCUCCGUAGCUACCCAGACAUGCAAGAUUACUCCAGGUAAUGGGCCCAUAGUGACAGAUGAGUAUACCUGUUUGGGUUGUGUACAUCCCAUAUCGACGGAUAACCCUGAACUGCAGCCUAUUCUGAAACACGCCAUUGAGCAUUUCAACAACAAAACCAAUCAUUCCCACCUCUUUGCUCUCGAAGAAGUAAAAACAGCCCAGAGACAGGUGGUAGCAGGACUGAACUUUGAAAUCACCUACUCAAUUGUGCAAACUAACUGUUCAAAGAAGCAUUUUCUACUCUUAACUCCAGAGUGCAAAUCCCUUCCAGACGGUGAUGUCGGUGAGUGUAGACAUAAUGCCUAUGUGGAUAUCAAGCAAAGAAUCGCUGACUUCUCCCAGAACUGUGACCUUUACCCAGGAGAGGAUUUGGUACAACCACUUCCUGAGGAUUGCCCUGGAUGCCCCAGGAAAAUUCCUGUAGACAGCCCAGAGGUGACAGAGGCACUUGGUCAUGCCAUCAGAAAACUCAACACACAGAAUAGCCAUUCUUUCUAUUUCAAGAUUGACACCGUGAAAAAAGCGACAUCACAGGUGGUGGCUGGAAUGAAAUAUUUUAUCGAGUUCAUAGCCAGAGAAACUGAAUGUUCCAAGGAGAGCAAUGCAGAACUGACAGAAAACUGUGAAGUCAAACCCGUUGGCCAAAGUCUCAACUGCAACGCUAACGUGUACAUGAGACCUUGGGAGAACAAAGUCGAACCGACUGUCAACUGCCGAGCAUUAGAAAUGAUUACAAUGAUGAGAAGGCCUCCAGGUUUUUCACCUUUCCGGUCAGUCCAAGUUCAAGAAACAAAAGAAGGAACAACUGUAAGUCCACCCUACACUUCCAUGGCACAAGAAGAGCAGGAUCCAGAAAGUGAAGGAAGACCCACUCAUGGGCAUGACAAACAAAUGAGGCAUAAGGUUGACCAUGGUCAUAAGCAUGGGCAUCACCAAGGCCACUGGCCCCCAAAGAGGCAUGGCCUUGGCCAUGGACAUCAGCAUAAAUUAGUUCAUCUUAAACCCCAAAGGGAAGAUGGCUUUGACCACAGACAUCUAGUGGAACAUGGUCAUAAGCAUGGUCAUGGUCAUGGUAAACACAAAAAUAAAGACAAAAACAAAGGAAAGCACACUGACCAGAGAACAGAGCCUUUGGCAAGCUCUUCUGAAGACAGUAGUACUAUAUCCUUCACACAGGCACAGGGAAGGACCACCUCUAGCCCUCCCCUAGCUCAGCCAAGUGUAAUGAUUACCUCUUCUGACUUUCAGGACUCAGAUUUAAUUGAUGAUAUGGUGGUUACCCCACCACCAUAUGCCACUGAGAACGAUGAUGAUUUCAUCCCUGAUAUCCAUGUACAACCAGAUAGCCUUUCAUUUAAGCUGAUAUCUGACUUUCCAGAAGCAACAUCCCACAAAUGUCCUGGACGCCCAUGGAAGCCAGCUCACAGUAGAAAAGAUCCAGACCCAGAAGGGGAAAAGUACUCUGAGUUUGAUCUUGCUGAUGCUCUUUCUUAACUUACACAGCCCACUAGCUCAGAGAGUCAGAGAAAGCACCCAGCUCACCUUCCUCCUCCACCGUCAUCCCAGAAGCCUCUCCUUGUCUCAAAUAAGUCUCCUCCAACUCCGUGUCCCUCCCCUCUACUUCUUCUGCAACUAUCUGUCCUUCUGACUCCCUCGUACUUUCUAUGAUUUUUUUCAAAAUAACCUUAUCUUCACUUCCUGUCAACUAGUUGCUUGCUCCACCUUUUGACCUUUGAUUGAUUUUAUUUAAUCCUGCUUGCAAUAUUCAAACAGAAAGAUCUUGGAUUAAAAGGUGUGCCCUAUGGCUGAGCCACACCACAACUAGAAACAGGUUUUUCCAGUAAAUAAUGCAACCUCAUGGUUCACAGUGAGAUCAAAUAUCCUGCAAAAAUAUGACUUUUUGUACCCACUGGUGAGUCCACCAGGCUCCAUUGGACAGUUCCAUACCCAUGGCCACUGAGAUACUCUAGUGGUCACUAAACAAACAAACAAACAA